CAAUGGAGGAAGGGGAUCUUUCUCUCCUCCCAGCUGUGGCUAUCUCUUUUUAUUUUCUACAAGCAAGAAGAAAAACGUAUUCGGCUAAUUAACCUAAUGUACUAAGUAGAAUUAGGGGGAAAAAGUUGUGUGCCUUCAACAUACAGUAACAAACUCUGCCAAAGCUUAGUGUGAAAUGGAUUAUGACAUCCAUAAAAGGUUGCUUGUGUUUGCACUUAUAUAAGUUGAUCUGUCCACGGGAGUCUCUCUGUGCCGCAUGUAUUUCAUCACAAGACAACAGGAUCCACGCGAUUAGCCGGAAAAGCAUGUCAGGAACAACCCUGGAUGAUUUUCUGUAUGGGAAUUGGUCCGUACAAGAACUGAAUGUCACACAGGAGUCACUUCUGAACCCAUCGUCUGAUUACGAUGAUGAGUUUCUUCGCUAUCUCUGGAGGGAAUAUUUACAUCCAAAGGAAUAUGAAUGGGUGCUUAUUGCAGGAUAUAUUGCAGUGUUUAUUAUCGCUCUUAUUGGAAAUAUUUUAGUUUGUGUUGCAGUUUGGAAGAACCACCACAUGAGGACAGUCACCAACUAUUUCAUAGUCAACCUGUCACUUGCAGACGUCCUUGUCACCAUUACUUGUCUUCCAGCAACUUUGGUAGUUGACAUUACUGAAACUUGGUUCUUUGGAAAAGCACUCUGCAAAGUAAUUCCUUACCUACAGACUGUAUCAGUUUCUGUUUCUGUGCUGACGCUCAGUUGCAUAGCACUGGAUAGAUGGUAUGCAAUUUGCCAUCCAUUAAUGUUUAAAAGUACAGCCAAGAGAGCAAGAAACAGCAUUAUCAUCAUUUGGAUUGUAUCCUGCGUUAUAAUGAUCCCCCAGGCGAUAGUUAUGGAAUGUAGCAGCGUGUUUCCAGAUUUAGCCAACAAAACUAUUUUAUUCACUGUCUGUGAUGAGCGCUGGGAAGGUGACAUAUAUUCUAAAGUAUAUCACAUGUGUUUCUUCUUCAUAACUUAUAUGGUUCCAUUGUGCCUGAUGUUACUAGCAUAUCUGCAAAUUUUUAGAAAAUUGUGGUGUCGCCAGAUCCCAGGAACCUCAUCUAUAGUUCUGAGAAAAUGGAAACCGUUACAAUGUCCAAUCCAAUCUAAAGGUCAAGGACAACAAGCAUAUAAAUCAAGAGUUAAUGCAGAAAUAAAGCAGAUUCGUACCAGGAGGAAAACUGCUCGAAUGCUGAUGGUUGUUCUGCUGGUCUUUGCAAUUUGCUAUUUACCAAUUAGUAUCCUUAAUAUUUUGAAAAGAGUUUUCGGAAUGUUUGACCAAACGAAUGACAGGGAAACAGUUUAUGCCUGGUUUACGUUUUCUCAUUGGUUGGUGUACGCAAAUAGUGCAGCUAAUCCAAUCAUUUACAACUUUCUAAGUGGUAAAUUUCGAGAGGAAUUCAAAGCGGCCUUUUCAUGCUGUUGCCUUGGUGCCCAAAACAAUCAAGAUGAUCAACUCACUCGAGGAAGAGCCAGCACUGAAAGCAGAAAAUCAUUAACUACACAGAUUAGCAACUUUGAUAAUGUUCCAAAACUCUCAGAACAUGUUGUUCCAACCAAUAUUAGCAAUUUGAACACAAAUGGUACUGGAGCUAUUCAUAACUGGUAAAUGUUUUCAAAUCAAUAAGAAACAAAGGGAUAACAAGUCUUAGAAAAUAAGCAUGACUUGUUAUGUUAGUAAACAUAUGCGUCAGUACACAGAUAUUACUUUUUAACAAGAGAACUGAACAAAUGUAUUUGAUGCAUUGAUAAGUAAUUGUUCUUCAUUAAUUCUAUAUUAGAGGGUACAAUUGUACAUGAAGCCAUGAAAUGAAUCUGAAAGGUAUACUGUAUGUGAUAUAUAGGGGGAGAUGUAUAAAGUGUUCGGGAGAAAUAAAGUUGGGAAGUUGUGCUAAGCUACCAAUCAGAAUCUGUCGUUUAUCUAGCACAGUGGGGCAGAUGUAUUAAUCCUGGAAAA
Molecule: messenger RNA, 1973 nt
Organism: Pseudophryne corroboree (corroboree frog)
Lineage: Eukaryota; Metazoa; Chordata; Amphibia; Anura; Myobatrachidae
Gene: HCRTR2
Product: hypocretin receptor 2
Exons: 7
Coding region: 183-1625 (480 amino acids)
Biological process (GO): circadian sleep/wake cycle process; feeding behavior; G protein-coupled receptor signaling pathway
Cellular component (GO): membrane
Molecular function (GO): orexin receptor activity
Source: RefSeq, a predicted model, not a curated record